This is a messenger RNA of Rotaria sp. Silwood1, 558 nucleotides long. NCBI's taxonomy places the organism in Eukaryota, Metazoa, Rotifera, Eurotatoria, Philodinida, Philodinidae. The record is from the annotation of a GenBank genome assembly.
AUGCAACAUUCAUGUUCACAUACAUGCCAACAUGUUGAUGAAACAAAUGUUGGUCAAUGGAAUUUAUAUACAAAAAUUGAUAAAUAUAAUUUACAAUGUUAUAAUGAAAAACAUGAUGGUUCCGUUGAAAGUGAUGAUGAACAAGAAUUACUUUUCAGUAUACCAUUUAAUGGUGUUGUGAAAAUAACUGGUCUAUGUGUUAUUGGUGAAAAUGGUCCAUCACAUCCAAAUACAGUUAAAUUAUGGAGUAAUUUACCUGAAUUCCGUUUUGAUAAUGCACAUGGAAAAGCUCAUCAAGAAAUUUCACUUACAUAUGAUCCAUCCGGUACAUUAGCUUAUCAAGUCAAUCCAUCACAUUUGUCACGUGUAACACAUUUAUCUUUAUAUUUUCCUUCGAAUUUCGGUGAUGAAACAACUCGUAUUUACUAUAUUGGUCUUCGUGGUGAAUAUCUUGGUGAAGUAAAAUCUAAAGUAGUCAUUACAACGUAUGAAGCUAGACCACAAUUAAAAGAUCACAAAGUGGAUGAUUUUGUAACAAGCAAUCGUGAAAUACAAUAA